Varanus komodoensis (Komodo dragon) is the source of this 1129-nucleotide messenger RNA. RefSeq names its product heterogeneous nuclear ribonucleoprotein C-like. Lineage: Eukaryota; Metazoa; Chordata; Lepidosauria; Squamata; Varanidae. The record is from RefSeq and is a predicted model, not a curated record. The coding region runs from base 4 to 810 and encodes 268 amino acids. The transcript is spliced from 7 exons.
CAGAUGGUACAUUCCUCUGGUACAGCAUUCAGACGGGAGGGCCGUUCUCCGAGCGCAAGAGCUGCUGCUGGCAACCUUCUUGGAGGGGCUUCCCGAGAGAAAGGGCUCACCCGGGCUGGGCAGAAAGGACCCGCAGCCUGGCACCAGGCCUCGCUUCCCCCUCCUCUCUCGGGUGGCAUGACACUUUUUGGCAGCAGAGAAGGGUGCUGGAGAUAUUUAGACAUGGCCCGGGAGCCUAAGCUGAGCCAUACCCGGCCUGGUCAGAAGAGACAGCAUGGUGGAGGCCUCUAUCCCAGCAGCUGUGACCUCGACUAUGACGACUGUGAGCUUUUUAAAGAUGAUUUGCCAUACAGGGUUUACGAGUACCAAAAGAUCCCUCCUCUUAUCAGCCACAUUCCCAUCAAGUCCAGACGGAGCCACCUAGGGACUGGGAGCAAGACCAGCCCAGGCCCACAUUCGGGGCUGAGGGGCAACAGCAAUUCCACAGCAGGUCGUACAAAAUUGAGAGCAGAAGAGCUGCACUCCAUCAAAGGAGAAUUAAGCCAGAUUAAAGCCCAGGUGGACAGCUUGCUGGAAAGCCUGGAUCGGAUGGACCAGCGGCGGGAGCACCCAUCAGGUUCCAAGGAGAGCAAGAAGAAAGCUCCCGCCAGUGCAGAGGCCGCAUAUCUGGGAGGGGACUCUGCCCGGCGGAGGGAGAGCACAGAAAGUGACAAGUGUGGCCCUUUGCAGGACAUUGACAGUGAGGAGGAGAGCACAGAUACUGAAGAGGCUGCGAGAAAUCACACGUUGGAUCCCGAAAGCAGCAAGUAAACAGGCCUGGAGGGCUGCAACCCCUUACCUAGCAUUUCCUUUCCUGUGUGUUGUAUUUCUUUCAAUGCCUCCAGCAGGUGCUGCCAUCAGUAGCCUGCAAGCAGUGCUGGUGUAGAGAGAGAGAGAGAUCCGUGAUGGUCUGACUAGCACCUUCGCCUGGUCUGGCAGCGAGAGCCUCCUGACGUGUCAAGGAGCAGCAGCUUGGUGUUCUUUGUUGUGAAAAUUAAAAAUAUGCUGAUGUAGGAGAAAAAGUGGGAAAAUGUGACUGCACAAACCAACUCUUACUUAAGCAGAAAUAAAGCAGUAGCUAUCUCCUACA